UCCGUCUGCGUGGGAAGGGGCGGGGCCAGGGUAGUAGAGUUUGGUGGCAGCGGAGGAAGAGUCCUCGAAUCUGUGGGAAACUCGGAAACAAGCUCACAUCUUCCUGUUGGAAACCUUCUAGCAACAGGAUGAGUCUGCAGUGGACUGCGGUUGCCACCUUCCUCUAUGCAGAGGUUUUUGUUGUGCUGCUUCUUUGCAUUCCCUUCAUUUCACCCAAAAGAUGGCAGAAGGUUUUCAAGUCCCGCCUGGUGGAGUUGGUAGUGACCUAUAGUAACACCUUCUUUGUGGUCCUCAUUGUCAUCCUUGUGUUGCUGUUCAUUGAUGCCGUACGUGAGAUUAGGAAGUAUGACGACGUGACAGAGAAGGUGAACCUCCAGAACAACCCCGGAGCCAUGGAACAUUUCCACAUGAAGCUUUUCCGUGCCCAGAGGAAUCUCUACAUUGCUGGUUUUUCCCUGCUGCUGUCCUUCCUACUUAGACGCCUGGUGACUCUCAUCUCCCAGCAGGCCACGCUGCUGGCCUCCAAUGAAGCCUUUAAAAAGCAGGCAGAGAGUGCUAGUGAGGCGGCCAAGAAGUACAUGGAAGAGAAUGCCGAGCUGAAGGAAACUGCAGGCGGGUCGACUGCCAGGGAGGUGAAGUUGAAGUUUAACAGUGACUUGGAGGCUGAUCUGCAAAAGCUGAAGGAUGAGCUGGCCAUCACUAAGCAAAAACUAGAGAAAGCUGAAAACGAGACUCUGGCCAUGCGGAAGCAGUCCGAGGGCCUGACCAAGGAGUAUGACCGCCUGUUGGAGGAGCACAUGAGACUGCAGGAGGAGAUAGAAGGUCCCACGGACAAGAAGGAGGAGUGAGGGCCCCUCCUUCCCACAUGUGGCUGUGGCCUGGCCCAAGCCCCCCGCUUCCUGAGAGCCGGGCCUCCCUCGGCACUUACUGCCCCGCCCCCCCACUGCUUAUAGUUCUUGUUCUCCUAGCACCGCACAGGGGACCAGAUUUCCACCUGCUCAGGACGAGCUUGCUGCUCGCCUGGCCAACCAGGUGCAAGGCGGGCACCUGGAACCCUUGCAAUGGGGCUUGCUUCCCACUGGGUUGAGCCCCUUUUUUGUUGCUCAUUGAUGUUCGGGGUUCUAAGGCUCCUUUUCUCUGGUCCUGCAGGAGGGUGGGUGGAGCAGGCAGAGUGGAGUUUCUCUUGGCAAUAAAGGUUGUUAUGAUGUC
Artibeus jamaicensis (Jamaican fruit-eating bat) is the source of this 1209-nucleotide messenger RNA. RefSeq names its product B cell receptor associated protein 31 (gene BCAP31). The transcript is spliced from 8 exons. Gene Ontology annotation, biological process: endoplasmic reticulum to Golgi vesicle-mediated transport; intracellular protein transport. Lineage: Eukaryota; Metazoa; Chordata; Mammalia; Chiroptera; Phyllostomidae. Bases 129 to 848 code for a protein of 239 amino acids. The record is from RefSeq and is a predicted model, not a curated record. Gene Ontology annotation, cellular component: endoplasmic reticulum membrane; endoplasmic reticulum.